AUGAAGCUCACUUUUAAGGAUCUCAAACAGCAAAAGUUCCUCAUUGAUGCCGAGCCGUCUGAUACUAUCGGUCAGCUCAAGGAAAAAAUCACUGCCGAGAAGGGAUGGGAUGCCUCGCUCCAGAAGCUCAUCUAUUCAGGCAAAAUCUUGCAGGAUGAUAAAACGGUAGAAUCCUACAAUAUCGAGGAGAAAGGCUUCGUAGUCUGCAUGGUAUCAAAGCCCAAGGCCACACCUGCAGCAGCUUCAAGCUCUAAGGCUGCAGCCACCCCAGCUAAAGUUCCCUCAACACCUGCGCAACCCACUGUACCAGCAACCCCUCUGCGCCAGCUCAAUCCGCUGCCGCUAGUUCCUCCAGUUCUGCCGUUCCGGAGACCCCAACACCCGCCGGCUCAGGUUCUGCAGCCCCUUCCAACUUCAAUGAUCCUUCAGCGCUUGCUAUGGGAGGAGACGGCGAACAGGGCUGUGGAUUAUCUCCUAAACGGUAUUCCUGAUCAUGUCCAGCAAGAGAGACAACCUCAGUCACCAGCUACUCGUCCCGCCGCUCAAGCAUCAUCUGCCCCACGAUCGGCUGCUCCAGCUGGAGGAGAUGCUUCGGCAGCUUCAAAUCCAGAGAAUAUCAACUUGUUUGAAGCCGCCGCCGCCGCUGCUAGCCAGCGCUCUGGAGGUGGUACUCGUGGUGGAACUGGAGCUGGAGGACUUGGAAAUCUUGAUUUCCUCCGCAACAACCCGCAGUUUCAACAACUUCGCCAAGUUGUUCAACAGCAACCACAAAUGCUCGAGCCAAUCUUGCAACAAGUUGGGACAGGAAACCCUCAACUCGCUGCUUUAAUCAGUCAGAAUCCGGAUGCGUUCUUGCAGUUGCUCAGUGAAGACCCUGACGAUGGUGAGGGUGCCCCGUUGCCGCCAGGUGCUCAGCAGAUCGCAGUCACUCCUGAAGAAAGAGAUGCUAUUGAGAGACUAUGCCGUCUGGGUUUUGACAGAGACAUGGUAAUUCAAGCGUACUUCGCUUGUGAUAAAAACGAAGAGCUUGCAGCCAACUUCUUGUUCGAGCAGCCUGACGAUGAUAUGGAGCCGUAG
This is a messenger RNA of Morchella importuna, 1077 nucleotides long. RefSeq lists its product as uncharacterized. The transcript is spliced from 8 exons. Gene Ontology annotation, biological process: nucleotide-excision repair; proteasome-mediated ubiquitin-dependent protein catabolic process. Gene Ontology annotation, molecular function: polyubiquitin modification-dependent protein binding; damaged DNA binding; ubiquitin binding. The coding region runs from base 1 to 1077 and encodes 358 amino acids. Gene Ontology annotation, cellular component: cytosol; nucleoplasm. The record is from RefSeq and is a predicted model, not a curated record. NCBI's taxonomy places the organism in Eukaryota, Fungi, Ascomycota, Pezizomycetes, Pezizales, Morchellaceae.